AUGGCUACCCUAAUCUACCACGCAGUAAUCUUCGUACUUCUGAUCACGUUCACGCUCGCUCAAGUUCGCAUUCCUAUCACAAGGAAAAUUCAUGCUCCACAUCCUGCUCUCAAUCGUCGUCUCUCUGCCCGUGACUCCGUCUCUGCAUCUCUUGUCAACGAGUUGACACAAGCGAGCUAUGUAAUCUCCGUCAAAGUCGGAACUCCACCUCAGGAUGUUGAUUUGACUAUCGAUACAGGAAGCAGCGACACCUGGUUAGUCGCCAAUACUGCCGCCUCAUGUACUGGUGUUGGAUUAUCAGGGAAAAAUGGAUCUGCUCUAGUCUUGUGCGAGACACCAUACAACCCAAAUGCUUCUUCAACCGUCGAGUUGAACAUCACGACUGAUAAAUUCAAUAUCGAGUAUGUGAAUGGUGAUAAGGCCAAAGGACCUUAUAUAGCCGACACUCUUGUGCUCGGUAAUGCCACCAUUAAGUCUUUUCAGAUGGGUCUCGCCAACGACACAAACAUACAAACUGGAGUACUGGGACUUGGUUAUCCUAUCAACGAGGCCGCUGAUACCAUUUAUCCAAACAUCAUUGACGAGCUAGUCUUCCAAAAUCUCAUAAGUACCAGAGCGUAUAGUCUCUAUUUAGAUUCUCAAGACUCGGCUACUGGAUCCCUUCUUUUUGGUGCAGUCGAUACCACCAAGUUUGUCGGUGAACUAGUGGGCAUAGAUAUAGUACCCCAACCUAUCUGGAAUGGCUCGGUUCUCUAUUCAUCAUUGUCAGUUGAGCUUGCUGCAGUGGGCAUCACAGAUCAAGAAGGCAAUUCUGUAAACUUGACGACUUCUCGUCAAGUUGUACUUCUGGACUCUGGGAAUACGCUUACCAUAUUGCCAACUGAGGUUACGGAUGUCAUGUUCAAAAAAUUCAACGCCUACGAUGAUACAAACUCCACUGGCAAUGUCUACCUCCCUUGUUCACUGCUCAAUACCUCAUCUUCUUUAACAGUCGACUAUCUGUUCUCUUCCUCUUCCGCUUCUGCUAUUAUUAAGGUUCCUAUAUCAGAACUUGUGUUUCCACUUACAAAUCCGACUUACGCACUGUAUCCCGAGGAUACUCUCCCAGAUUUGCCAUUUAGCGGCGAAGCAUGUGCGUUUGGAAUACAAUCGACAAACGCGGACUAUCAUUUGCUUGGGGCUACCUUUUUGAGAAGUGCAGAUGUGGUCUACGACUUGGAUAAUAAUCAGAUUGGACUCGCGCAGGCCAACUUCAAGGAAAAUGAUGCGGGUGCCAGUUCAAGCAAUGAGAAUGGCAAUGAGCAUAUUGUCGAGUUGAAAGCAGGAAAAUCAAUUCCGGCUUUAACUGGCGUUAGUGUGACGAGUUCGGCGGAACCUAGCCCUACCAGUAGCGCUAGCAAGACUUCGAGUACUCCUGCUGACAUGGCAAAAGCUACAGCGACUGGAAAGUCUAGUGACGCUGUAUCUGCGUUAAGGAAUGUAGAUUUCAGAGUUCUUGGUAUAUUUGUGCUGGGAGGUUUAUUUUUGAAUGGAGCAGUCGUCGCAUGA
Molecule: messenger RNA, 1548 nt
Organism: Botrytis sinoallii
Lineage: Eukaryota; Fungi; Ascomycota; Leotiomycetes; Helotiales; Sclerotiniaceae
Exons: 2
Coding region: 1-1548 (515 amino acids)
Biological process (GO): proteolysis
Molecular function (GO): aspartic-type endopeptidase activity
Source: RefSeq, a predicted model, not a curated record